This is a messenger RNA of Labeo rohita (rohu), 2114 nucleotides long. It is a transcript of the gene iffo2b, whose product is annotated as intermediate filament family orphan 2b. Bases 418 to 1929 code for a protein of 503 amino acids. The record is from RefSeq and is a predicted model, not a curated record. The transcript is spliced from 10 exons. Lineage: Eukaryota; Metazoa; Chordata; Actinopteri; Cypriniformes; Cyprinidae.
GCUGGCGGGGGCGGAGAGUGCGCUGCGGAUCUCCUUCUUUUAGGAGUAUGAAACUCGAUCCCGUCGCGCCGGUAGCGUCCGAUAUAAAACAGUCCAACGGAGGAGACUGUGAGAAUAAUAUCAGUGCGAUCGGAGAGUUUGGAGUUCACGAACACCGAGAUGAGUCGCGGAUCUCCAGAUGUCCGGGACUUUCACAAAUAAGCUGACACACGCACGGUGCGCUCCGUUAUUCCUGCAGGUUUCCAUGGAGAACAAGAUGCGUCCUGGAAGGAUAGACAGAUAAUGAUCGCAUUGCUCGUUUCUAAUCAAUCGAUGAUACUUAAGGGUUUUUUUACGCAUGAGAAGAAGACUGCAUGGACACACCAGCUUUGAACUGAACUCGUUAAAGCUCACCGAUAUCUAUUUUUAUACGCAAACAUGAGCUCGUUGUUGUUUGGAGAAGGUUUUUUGGGCGGAAUGGUGAGCACUACGCCGUCGGACGCGGUUCCCAGAGCGCUGCGCAACGACCUGGGAUCCAACAUCCAUGUCCUCAAGACCCUCAACCUGAGGUUCCGCUGCUUCCUCGCCAAAGUCCAUGAGCUGGAGAGAAGGAACAAACUUCUGGAGACCCAGCUGAAGCAAGCCUCCAGUCAGCCGAGGCAUCAGGGCUUCACCUUCUCGCGUGAAGUCGCUGUCCAGACGGACUCUCUGGAAUCCAGACUUCCAGGCACCAUCUGGAGUUUUACGCAUAUUUUGAAACGCGGAGAACGCGUUAGGACUGUCCAGGGACCCGGGGUCACCUGGACCCAUCCGGACGGGGUUGGGGUCCAAAUCGACACCAUCACCCCAGAGCUGAGAGCCUUGUAUAACGUCCUGGCCAAAGUCAAACGGGAGCGGGAUGAGUACAAGAGAAAAUGGGAGGAGGAGCUGUCGAGAAGAGAACAGAUGGAGGCGAUGGUGCAGACGCUGCAGGAGAAUGUAAACGAAUCCGAAGCCAUUCAGGAUGAGUUGAACGAGAAAGUGGAAAGACUGAAAGCUGAACUGGUGGUCUUCAAGAGCCUCAUGAGCGAUGCUGGCGGACGACACCGCUGUAAAGCUGUAGAAAACCGGAGGAAAAUCCUGGACCUGAAACAAAUGUCUGACCUCGACACUAAGAUUCAGGAGAAAGCCAUGAAGGUGGACAUGGACAUCUGCAGGAGAAUCGACAUCACGGCCAAACUGUGUGACGUGGCCCAGCAGAGGAACUCAGAAGACAUGUCUAAGAUGUUCAACGUCAGUCCAUCCAGAGCACCAACAGACAGGGCGGUGGUGUGCAAAAAGAAGGAGAAAAAGCCAGUAUCAGAUGAGGAAACCUCAGAGAUGGAUGCAGAUCCAAGCACUUCGGAGGAUGACGUACCAUUCAACAUCACAGACGAGAUGAAACGCAUGCUCAACCAGCUACAUUGUUCAGAUAACUCGUUUGUUGCUAGGCGGGAGACGUUCGAGAUUGACGAUGACUGUGACAGUUUGACGUGGGAAGAGAACGAUGAUACGCUGCUGCUAUGGGAAGAUUUCACUAACUACAACAUGCCCUACGGCCUUACCAACAGCACCGGUGCCCCCGACUCCAACGGAGAGGUUCAAGAAAACGAUUCCAGUCUGGGAAAUCUCAUCGAUGAGACCGAGUCUCUUUUCAAGACCAGAGAGCAGGAAUAUCAGCAGACAAUCGGACAAAUCGAGAUGGAGUUGGCCACGGCUAAGAGUGACAUGAACAGACAUCUGCAUGAGUACAUGGAGAUGUGCAGCAUGAAACGAGGGCUGGACGUGCAGAUGGAGACUUGCAGGAGAAUGAUCAAGGGUGGCAGAAAUUCUCUUUCCAUCAGCUCAUCGGCGAGCAGUGACUCAGGGAACACUGACGAGAUACAAGACGAGUCGGACAAGGACGGAGAGACUGAGGGGCCAAACAGCUGAUAUCUGCCCAGUCUGACCCCGCCCUCUUCUCCCCACCGAGCUCCAAUCACUUCUCGGGCCUCCCAGCAAUUAGCCAAUGGCGUUACACUGAGGGACAGAGCCCACUCCCACAAACCCCAAAACCUGUAGGUGCUUUAACGUCUCCGUGUCAGAGUGGGGCGGAGUUGAUGAGGGUUGUUUUUGUG